Messenger RNA from Penicillium alfredii, 606 nucleotides. RefSeq lists its product as uncharacterized. Lineage: Eukaryota; Fungi; Ascomycota; Eurotiomycetes; Eurotiales; Aspergillaceae. Bases 1 to 606 code for a protein of 201 amino acids. The record is from RefSeq and is a predicted model, not a curated record. The transcript has a single exon.
AUGGCCAAUGCAACCAAUCUCCUCAAAGGCGAGCCUAGGCUAACACAUGAAGCAGUGUGCAGUAUCAGGAGCCUGUCUCUAACUGGUAUUACUUGGAACGGAACAGUCAACCACUACAUGCAACGAGACUCUCCUAGAAGCUACCUCCAAGCAUCCAUCUCCUACCAUGCUGACCGUGCAGCCGCACAGAAAGUCAUCGGGCUCGACUCGAGUGCCCCGAUAAAUGGCCCGCCCGAUCAAGGGCUCGAUGCACUGUCAAGUGCAAUGCGCGACGACUGCCCGGGGUGCUUUCAAUGGCUCUGUCAAUUACUAGGCGGGCCAGGUUUACACGGAUGUAACGGCCACAGCUGGACAUACCUGAGUCUGACGAUCGACGCCUGCGCCGUAAACACUCUACGCUAUUUCUUCAGCACAGGCCCGGCCCCUGUGUUUCCCAUUGACUACAUCUGCCAGAAUGGAAGUGAUGCUCUUCCGCCGGAUAUUCCCCUGCAGCGCGCCGUUGACUGCGAGACCCUAGAUAUCAUUGAUCUGCUACUGACUAACCUCGAAGCACACCCGUAUCGCCGGCGCGAUUCGCCAGUGUCACCCGUGACCUCGGACGCUUAG